Messenger RNA from Trypanosoma grayi, 348 nucleotides. RefSeq lists its product as hypothetical. The record is from RefSeq and is a predicted model, not a curated record. Lineage: Eukaryota; Euglenozoa; Kinetoplastea; Trypanosomatida; Trypanosomatidae. The transcript has a single exon. Bases 1 to 348 code for a protein of 115 amino acids.
AUGCACACUGACUGCUGUGCAUGGCUGCGUGCUUCUGUGUGGUGCUUUACCUGCAUGCUGGGCAACUCCGCAAAAAGGAGGGAACAUUGCAGUAGCGGGGCUGAAUUCACACAAGAACAAACAAGUUCACCACAGCAGCGGCAUGGGUGGAACAGAUUCUGCUACGGCUCCUGCUGUGCUUACUGCUUAUUUUUUUAUUUGUGGUUCUCUUCUCUUUCGUUGCGGGGGAACCGCACACGAGCCGCAUGCUCCAAGCCACACCCGCGUGACACACACGCCGCAGCCCCCUACCGGGCGCACGCACUCCACACCGCCAGGAACGCCGCCGUCAACAUCGACCUUUUUUAA